UUCAGCCGGGCUCCGCUGGGCGCUGUCUUUCUUGGCUCAGACGGUGUCGGCCUGUCCCGCUUCCUCUCGGCCCCUCACUCCCGGCGGCUGACGACGUCGGCGGCGGCUGCGGCGGGCGGAGCCUGGCGUUUCGAGGCCGAGCGGCGCCGGGGUGAGGGGCGCGGAGGAGGAGGAGGAGGAGCCCGAGCAGGAGGAGGAGCCGUGCGCCCGGGCACCGAGCGGCCGCGGCCAUGGCGGACGCCUAUCUCUUCAAGUACAUUAUCAUCGGCGACACAGGUGUUGGUAAAUCAUGCUUAUUGCUACAGUUUACAGACAAGAGGUUUCAGCCAGUACAUGACCUUACUAUUGGUGUAGAGUUCGGUGCUCGAAUGAUAACCAUUGAUGGGAAACAGAUAAAACUUCAGAUUUGGGAUACAGCAGGGCAAGAGUCCUUUCGUUCCAUCACAAGGUCAUAUUACAGAGGUGCAGCAGGAGCUUUACUAGUGUAUGAUAUUACAAGAAGAGACGCAUUCAACCACUUUACAACCUGGUUAGAAGAUGCCCGCCAGCAUUCCAAUUCCAACAUGGUCAUUAUGCUUAUUGGAAAUAAAAGUGAUUUAGAAUCUAGAAGAGAAGUAAAAAGAGAAGAAGGUGAAGCUUUUGCACGAGAACAUGGACUUAUCUUCAUGGAAACUUCGGCUAAGACUGUUUCUAAUGUAGAAGAGGCAUUUAUUAAUACAGCAAAAGAAAUUUAUGAAAAAAUCCAAGAAGGAGUCUUUGACAUUAAUAAUGAGGCAAAUGGCAUUAAAAUUGGCCCUCAGCAUGCUGCUACUAACGCCACGCACGCAGGCAAUCAGGGAGGACAGCAGGCCCGUGGGUGCUGCUGUUGAGUAUGCUUUUACUGUCUCGCUGCCCAGAAGGGGCUCCUCACCUACUCUUUCACCCUCUCCUCCUGCUCAGCUGAGACAUGAAACUCUUCCAAAUGACUUUAUGUCACAGAAGAAGACUUUAUUCCUUCAGAUUCUUGUAUAACUUUGAAUAAAUGGUUAAUGUUCACUUAAAAACACAGAUUUUGGAGAUUGUAUUCAUAUCUAUUUGCAUUUGAUUUCUAGGUCAAUUGAUGUGACUAUUUUUGUUAAAUGUUGUCUUGUGCCCUUACCUACGAACUGAAUUGUAUUGAACACUACAAAGUCAUCUUGAGUAUUUUAAAUCGGUUUGUGUAGUUAGGUUUCCCCACACCUGUGGUUACCUAAUGUUUAAUAUUAUAGAACUGUCCUCAAAAGUUUGUCAAUUUUCAAGGCUAUAAGGAAAACCAAAGGACUCUUUUAAUUCUGUAUUUAUCAUUUACUUUCUGUAUAUAUAGUUUAAUAACCUGCUUGGGUGUAAUUUGCCAAGCUUGAAUUCUUUAAUGCAUUUGCAUAAAUUCUGUAC
Molecule: messenger RNA, 1410 nt
Organism: Balaenoptera acutorostrata (minke whale)
Lineage: Eukaryota; Metazoa; Chordata; Mammalia; Artiodactyla; Balaenopteridae
Product: ras-related protein Rab-2A
Exons: 1
Coding region: 231-869 (212 amino acids)
Cellular component (GO): Golgi apparatus
Molecular function (GO): GTP binding; GTPase activity
Source: RefSeq, a predicted model, not a curated record